Trametes versicolor FP-101664 SS1 is the source of this 201-nucleotide messenger RNA. RefSeq lists its product as uncharacterized. NCBI's taxonomy places the organism in Eukaryota, Fungi, Basidiomycota, Agaricomycetes, Polyporales, Polyporaceae. The record is from RefSeq and is a predicted model, not a curated record. The annotation marks the transcript as partial. The transcript has a single exon.
CUGCUUGUUCAGUGCCAGCAGAUCCAAGAUGCUCUCCAUUAUACUGAUGGUCUUGGCCAGGUUCUCCAAAACCAUGCUAUCAUUGACCAUUGUGUCUAUUCUGUCCCUUACUCAAACUAUUUGUGGCAUAUAGAUGGACAUCACAAGCUUAUCUGCUGGGGUUUAGUACUCCAUGGCAGCACAGAUGGAUCAGAUCAUUUG